This is a messenger RNA of Musca vetustissima, 348 nucleotides long. RefSeq lists its product as uncharacterized. Lineage: Eukaryota; Metazoa; Arthropoda; Insecta; Diptera; Muscidae. The transcript has a single exon. The record is from RefSeq and is a predicted model, not a curated record. The coding region runs from base 1 to 348 and encodes 115 amino acids.
AUGUACAUAUAUCGUGACCUAGAAGCCGUCACACUGUCCCGGAUUCUUCGCAAACAUUUAUUUGUAUCGAAUUCAAAAUGGCCAAAAUCACGAAUACGUUACGAAGCCUGCUUGCCGUUGUAUUAUGGAGUUGGUGGUCGUUUUAUACGCCUGGAACGUGCCCCGCCGUUGGGCUUUAAAUGUUCACCAAGACCCAUAAACUUAAGGGAAGCACAAGCUCUUGUGGAAUAUGAGGAGAAAUUGGCCAAAAUGGAGGCCAGGCUACAAAAACAACAGGAAAAGGCUGCUGAGGCGGAGGCAAAUGGUGGGGAUAUUAAGAAGAAGAAAAAGAAGGGUCGCAUGAAAUGA